AUGAAGCACGGACUGUUCGUUUUGCUCUUCGCGGCUAUAUUCAUGCUGAUGGAAGUUGAAGGGAAUGGAUGUGGAUGUGGAUAUAACUAUGCAAACAAGGCCACCGACGGACCGGCGCCCGGAGCUAGACGAUUGGCCAGUUAUUUCAAGAAACGAUAUGGUGGUCGCACCGAAAUCUACAACAACCGACCUGUUCGCGGCGGGAAAAACCUUUCUCUACACGCCGAGGGACGAGCCGUCGACAUCUACUUGGCUGGGAAUAAUGGCAGAAGGGCUUUUGAUCACGCUGUCUCGAUUGCUUGUGCGCACGGGAUUCAGGAAGUGAUCUUUAAUCGCCGAAUCUGGACCGCCAAUGGGGGAGAGCACCACUAUUCUGGAUCCAACCCACACACCGACCAUGUUCACAUCGGUCUCAACCGAUGUGGAGCACGAAACUUUGGUGCU
Molecule: messenger RNA, 444 nt
Organism: Mesorhabditis belari
Lineage: Eukaryota; Metazoa; Nematoda; Chromadorea; Rhabditida; Rhabditidae
Source: the annotation of a GenBank genome assembly